Clupea harengus (Atlantic herring) is the source of this 5146-nucleotide messenger RNA. It is a transcript of the gene ctnna1, whose product is annotated as catenin alpha 1. Gene Ontology annotation, molecular function: actin filament binding; beta-catenin binding; structural molecule activity. Gene Ontology annotation, cellular component: actin cytoskeleton; adherens junction; catenin complex. The record is from RefSeq and is a predicted model, not a curated record. NCBI's taxonomy places the organism in Eukaryota, Metazoa, Chordata, Actinopteri, Clupeiformes, Clupeidae. Gene Ontology annotation, biological process: cell migration; cell-cell adhesion.
CAACCGCUUAUCCGCCAUUCCAGGAAGCCGCCUCCCCCCUCCCUUUCUCCAUAGAAAACCAAAGAGAGGGUGAAACUUGUAGCUCCUGAAGUUGCGGCGCCAAUAGCACGCUGAAGCUUGAGGACUUACAGGGUAUUUUCAAACUUUUGAUUUAACCACUGAAUUCUUCGGACUCCAUUCCACCAUUUUGAAACGCUAAUUUACACUGAACUUCCCAAGUGGAUUUUCUUGUUUUGGAUGUCUGCAAACAUGAGCAGCAUAAACACUGCUAACAUCAACUUCAAAUGGGACCCAAAGAGUCUGGAGAUCCGGACUCUGGCAGUGGAGAGACUGCUGGAGCCUCUGGUCACCCAGGUCACGACCCUGGUGAACUCCAGCAACAAGGGACCAUCUAACAAGAAGAAGGGCCGUUCAAAGAAGGCCCACGUGCUGGCUGCGUCUGUGGAGACUGCCACACUAAACUUCCUGGAUAAAGGGGACAAGAUCGCCAAGGAGAGCCAGUUUUUGAAAGAGGAGCUCACCGCUGCCGUCGAGGAUGUCCGCAAGCAAGGAGAUGCCAUGAAGCAGGCGUCAGGGGAGUUUGCAGAGGACCCGUGCUCAUCGGUGAAGCGGGGUAACAUGGUGCGGGCGGCGCGUGCCCUCCUCUCUGCCGUCACCCACCUGCUGGUGCUCGCAGACAUGGCUGACGUCUACCGCCUCCUGAUGCAGCUCAAACUGGUGGAGGAGAACCUGGCCAAGGUGCGCAACGCCGGGACUGAGCAGGACCUUGGCAUCCAGUACAAGGCCCUGAAGCCGGAGGUGGACAAACUCAACCUGAUGGCAUCCAAGAGGCAGCAGGAGCUGAAGGAUGUGCAUCACAAGGACCAGAUGGCGGCCGCACGCGGCGUGCUGCAGAGGAACGUGCCCAUGCUGUACACGGCCUCCAUCGCCUGCCUGCAGCACCCGGACGUGGCGGCCUACAAGGCCAACCGCGACCUCAUCUACAAGCAGCUGCAGCACGCCGUCACCGGCAUCUCCAACGCCGCGCAGGCCAAUCCCAGCGAGGACGCUGCGCUCGGUCACACCGCUGGCGGCGGCGAGCUUGCCUAUGCCCUUAACAACUUUGACAAGCAGAUUAUCGUGGACCCGCUGAGCUUUAGCGAGGAGCGCUUCCGCCCCUCUCUGGAGGAGCGCCUGGAGAGCAUCAUCAGUGGCGCCGCCCUCAUGGCCGACUCGUCCUGCACGCGUGACGACCGCCGCGAGCGCAUCGUGGCCGAGUGCAACUCUGUGCGCCAGGCUCUGCAGGACCUUCUCUCCGAGUACAUGGGCAAUGCUGGUCGAAAGGACAAGAGCGAUGCCCUGAACACGGCCAUCGACAGGAUGACUAAAAAGACCCGUGACCUGCGCAGACAGCUGAGGAAGGCGGUCAUGGACCACGUGUCCGACUCUUUCCUGGAGACCAACGUGCCGCUCCUGGUCCUCAUCGAGGCGGCCAGGAACGGCGACGAGAAGGAAGUGAAGGAGUAUGCCCUAGUCUUCCGCGAGCAUGCCAACAAGCUGAUUGAGGUGGCCAACCUGGCGUGUUCCAUCUCCAAUAAUGAGGAGGGAGUGAAGCUGGUCCGCAUGGCGGCGUCGCAGCUGGAGACCCUCUGCCCCCAGGUGAUUAACGCGGCUCUGGCCCUGGCGAGCAAGCCCAACAGCAAGGUGGCCCUGGAUAACAUGAUGCUCUUCAAAGAGCAGUGGGAGAAGCAGGUGCGCGUGCUCACCGACGCCGUGGACGACAUCACCUCCAUUGACGACUUCCUCAGUGUGUCCGAGAACCAUAUCCUGGAGGACGUAAACAAGUGCGUGAUCGCGCUGCAGGAGAAGGACGUGGACGGACUGGACCGCACAGCCGGUGCCAUCCGAGGCCGCGCUGCCCGAGUCGUGCACGUGGUCACCUCGGAGAUGGACAACUAUGAGCCCGGCGUUUACACGGAGAAGGUUCUGGAAGCCACCAAGCUCCUGACUGACACAGUGAUGCCCCGUUUUACCGAGCAAGUGGAGGCCGCCGUGGUAGCCCUGAGCGCCAUACAGGGUGGACGAGAUAUGCCGGUGGACGAGAACGAGUUCAUCGACGCCUCACGCUUGGUCUAUGACGGCGUGCGUGACAUCAGAAAGGCUGUCCUGAUGAUCAGGACCCCAGAGGAGCUAGACGACUCGGACUUUGAGACGGAGGACUUUGAUAUGCACAGCAGGACCAGCAGGCAGACGGACGAUGACCAGCUCAUUGCCGGCCAGAGUGCCAGGGCCAUCAUGGCUCAGCUGCCUCAGGAGCAGAAAGCCAGGAUCGCCGAGCAGGUGGCCAGCUUCCAGGAGGAGAAGAACAAGCUGGAUGCUGAGGUGUCCAAGUGGGACGACAGCGGCAACGACAUCAUCGUGCUGGCCAAGCAGAUGUGCAUGAUCAUGAUGGAGAUGACCGACUUCACCAGGGGCAAGGGACCGCUGAAGAACACCUCGGACGUGAUCAGCGCCGCCAAGAAGAUCGCAGAGGCCGGCUCCAGAAUGGAUAAGUUGGGCCGCACCAUUGCCGACCAAUGUCCGGACUCCACUUGCAAGCAGGACCUGCUGGCCUACCUGCAGCGCAUCGCCCUCUACUGCCAUCAGCUUAACAUCUGCAGCAAGGUCAAGGCCGAGGUGCAGAACCUGGGAGGAGAGCUCGUGGUCUCUGGGCUGGACAGUGCCAUGUCCCUGAUCCAGGCGGCCAAGAACCUAAUGAACAGCGUGGUGUCGACAGUGAAGGCGUCCUACGUGGCCUCCACCAAGUACCAGAGGUCCCUGGGCAUGCAGAACCUCAACAUGCCGGCCGUCUCCUGGAAGAUGAAAGCCCCCGAGAAGAAGCCACUGGUCAAGCGCGAGAAGGACGACGACAAGACCAACAAGGUCCGCCGCUCCUCCCACAAGAAGCAUAUCAACCCUGUGCAGGCCCUCAGCGAGUUCAAAGCCAUGGAUAGCAUCUAGGUGGGCUUGAGCAAAGGGCAUUGCCUUUACUGGCUAUGGGAGCUUAGAAUAAGACAUGUAUUCACCACUCUUAAAUGUAUGUUGCUCCCAGCAUAGACGUUGGGAUUGAUUUUGUCUGUUUGAUUGUUGCUUUUUUUUUUUUUUUUUAAUAUAUAAAGAAGAUGCAUAUAUGCUUUUGAGAGCAUUCCUUUAGCUUAGAAAGCAAACUAUCCUUUUUUUUUUAUUCACAGUUUCUUUAUUUGCCCCAGUUACUCCUCCAUAAUGUUUAUAUUUAUUCACUUGGAAAGCCUUCUGCUAUGCUUAAUCUGUAAAUGAAUCUGUCCUCAAUAGAAGCAAGGAAAUGGCAACUGGACUAAGGGCAUUUUAUGGUAUUAAAGAGAGGAAAGAAGGGCCUUCAUGUACCUUCAGAUCAAGAUUCUUCUUUGAUGCAUCUCUGAGUAUUUUAUAAUCUUGUGUGUGUGUGUGCGUGUGUGAGUGCGUGAGAGAGAAUUAUAUUUGAGGUGCUCUUUUAUAUUGCCUUUAGGAACUAUAUUUGAUAUGGCACCCUCUCCCCUCUAAUCUAAUUUGCAGUGUUAGGUGUCAAGCCUAUGCAAGCUCUGCCUUCUACACUCUCAAGCAAUACGAGUUAUAGUACUGUUGUAGGAUGGGUGAGGCAUUUUAGGGAACCUUUUUUCUAGUGCUCAGACCAAAGUGCAUUAUCCGUAAUGUUCUGCGCUGCAUCUAAUUAACUUUUGAUAUAUUCAUAGUUGGGUGUGUUUGUUUGACUAACAUUUUUUUUUAACAUGCCCACGAAAAAAGUAAAUAAACGCAGGGCUCUGGAUUUGGUCUUUUCCUGAUCUGAUAACUGGCUACUUCAUUUGUCGUUGUAUUUGUAUUGUUUCUUUCAUUGAUUGCAAUUUCACUCGGAUGCAAUGUAGGCAAUAGCAAACACACAUUCCUGAGUGCCGAUAAAAACACAUCAUUUGUCCUGGUUUUUGACUGUUUUAAGGAGUGAAUACGUGAUUCCCAGUAUGGCAGCGGGAUACUGCUGAACAGGACGCUGCUCUCCCUGCCCUCUCAUUCCUAUACGUACACUUGGCUUCACCCCCCUACACUCCCAGUCUAAUGCAUACAUUUGGCCUCAGCCUGGCAUCACCACUGAUGCACUGAUCCACUCAAAUACAUUAAUCAGGAGGGCAUCCUAAUCAGUCCUGCCCUGCAACCUUGUACUUCAAUGGCCAAGACACUACCAGUAGACCUGUAGUCAGGAACUGCUGCCACCCCAAACACUAAAAUGAUCUGCCAGACCAUGAGCUCGAUAUUCCCCUGGGUCGGCCCCAAGGGGGGGGCUGGAAUGGCAGUGCUCCGUACCGUAACGGGCAGAUCUAAAACACAUUCCGCCCGCCCCAACAGUUUGAUUCCUUUUCCUUGUUUAUUUUUUUUUAUAUAGGUGUAUGGCAUUCAAACGUCUCCAAAAGAAAUAUAAACUUUUCCUUUCUUUUAAUUUUUUUGUUCUUUUGCUAGUUGUUCCUGUAGGGAUCCACACUUGAUUGAGCUGUUCAAGUGUGGAGUUUUUUUGGGUCGAUAGUCAAGGAGUUUAGUGUAGCGGGGCACCGUGAGGUAGAAGCCAUCUUUUUUUAUCAUUUCUUUUUACCUUUUCAACUCAAAGCAGUGGGUGGUGAAACAGCAGAGUUGUUCCCACAUUCGGACCAGCCAUGCAUGCUAUCUGUAUUCAUGGAUGUGCGUUGAGGGUCUUUGAAGCAACGUCACCCAGUACCCUGGUUCCCUGCCUUGUUUUGUACGUGUAUAAACAAUUAAGAGGGCAGGUCAGCGGAGAGCCCUUGACAGAUGGCUGUUUCUUCCUUCGUUGUUUGCUUGUGUGUUUGUGUUCAUUUGGAGAUUUCUUUGUUUUUUUAUUUUUUCUUCUUCCCCCAUCAUAAUUCAAUCAUGUCCUGUGUGCUGUAGGCUCCUCAAAACAUGUUCUGGAAGUCGGAGUUCAAUUCUUCAUUUCUUCUUUUUCCAAAAAACUGCUGUGGUGAUCUCUGCAUAAAAGAGCAGUGUUUGUUGUUUAGCAUUAGCUUUCUGUAACAGUUUGAUGGGGAUUUGACUAAAUACUGCACACUUUUUACAGUUACUUGUAUUUUCUGUAUGUAAAAAAAAAAAUAAAGAAAUAAAAACUAAAAUGGAA